This is a messenger RNA of Xenopus laevis (African clawed frog), 2173 nucleotides long. It is a transcript of the gene tbx18.S, whose product is annotated as T-box 18 S homeolog. The coding region runs from base 386 to 2062 and encodes 558 amino acids. Gene Ontology annotation, molecular function: sequence-specific double-stranded DNA binding; DNA-binding transcription factor activity; RNA polymerase II cis-regulatory region sequence-specific DNA binding. Gene Ontology annotation, cellular component: chromatin; nucleus. The record is from RefSeq and is a predicted model, not a curated record. Gene Ontology annotation, biological process: morphogenesis of embryonic epithelium; regulation of transcription by RNA polymerase II; positive regulation of DNA-templated transcription. NCBI's taxonomy places the organism in Eukaryota, Metazoa, Chordata, Amphibia, Anura, Pipidae. The transcript is spliced from 8 exons.
UCAUACAAGUCUGCCCUGCUGCUUAAUUUGGAGAUGUGUCCGGCUGUUGAAAUCAUUGCCAUGCUGCUAUUGGCCAGUUGUUGUAGUGAUUGACAGACAGGAGCACGCCCCCGACCCGACGCUUUAUUGUUACUAAUGAGCAAAUUGUGUGCGUCGCUCUCCUGCGCACAAGUGCUGACAGAUCCGGGCUACAAAUUACAAUUACUCGCUGUAAUGUGUGUCCUGCGCCCCGUGUAGUCCGUGUCAGUCUCACUGCUUCCAGCUCGGAGCGACAAGGGAGGGAAGGAAACGUCUCAAGGAAAUCGAAUCGUCCUGAUCCUGCAAAGAAAGGGGAUGCCAUAGGCACUGCGAGGACUUCUGUGGGAGUCGGGGGAGUAGAGACGGGAUGGCAGAGAAAAGACGAUCGCCUUGUACAAUGAGCUUAAAAGCUCACGCUUUCUCGGUGGAGGCGCUUAUAGGAGCAGAGAAGCAGCAGCAGCAGAAGAAGAAGCGCAAACGAGUUGAAGACGGUGCUGUGGAGAGAGUUGCACCAGCGGAUGGGACGGACGGCGCUUCUUCUCUGCACCUCCAGCAGCCUGGACCCCCGGAGCUGGAGCACUCAGUGUGCAGCAUCCUGACUUCUUCACCGUGUGAAGACACCUAUGGAGUAGUGAAGCCUGGGAAUGGACCUUGUCGUUCUCCCAUCACACCUCCCGCAGUGCCAUCCCAAACAACUCUAGUCCGUGUGGACCUUCAGGGAGCAGAACUGUGGAAACGCUUCCAUGAGAUUGGCACAGAAAUGAUCAUCACCAAGGCCGGGAGGAGGAUGUUUCCAGCCAUGAGAGUGAAAAUCACUGGGCUAGACCCCCACCAACAAUACUACAUUGCCAUGGAUAUACUGCCUGUGGACAAUAAAAGAUACCGCUACGUGUAUCACAGUUCGAAAUGGAUGGUGGCUGGUAAUGCGGAUUCUCCUGUGCCACCUCGUGUUUAUAUACACCCAGACUCCCCAGCCUCAGGGGAAACAUGGAUGAGACAGGUCAUAAGCUUCGACAAACUGAAACUCACCAAUAAUGAACUUGAUGAUCAAGGCCAUAUCAUCCUUCAUUCGAUGCAUAAAUACCAGCCCCGUGUCCAUGUCAUCCGCAAAGACUGUGGAGAAGAACUGUCACCAGUGAAACCCAUUCCUGUUGUGGAAGGGGAGAAGGCUUUCUCAUUCCCAGAAACCAUUUUCACCACUGUGACUGCAUAUCAGAAUCAGCAGAUAACACGACUAAAAAUUGACAGAAAUCCCUUUGCUAAAGGAUUUAGAGACUCAGGACGCAACAGAAUGGGGUUAGAAGCACUUGUUGAAUCAUAUGCAUUUUGGAGACCAUCUCUCAGGACACUGACAUUUGAAGAUAUACCUGGAAUUCCAAAACAAGGAUCUGGACCUGCAAAUAGCCAUGCUCAUAUGUUGCCAGGUUCUCCCUGCUCAUCACCUGCAUUCCAUAUUGGUGCAAACAGUCAGCUUUGUGGCCUGACUCCAGCAGAUUACUCAGCAUGUGGUCGAUCAAGUCUUGCACUUAACAGAUACAGUACAACACUAGCUGAGACAUACAGCAGACUUACAAACUCAACAAGUGAAAGUUUUGCACAAAGGACCCCUUCCUAUGUUGGCAUGUCCAUGAACGGAAAUGACAAUGACACUUUUGGAUGUCCCCAAACAAGUUUAUCAAUGCAGAUUUCAGGAAUGUCUCCACAGCUCCAAUACAUUAUGCCUUCUCCAACAAGUAAUGGCUUUAGUAGCAGCCAACCACACCAAAGCUCUUACAAUGCAUUCAGAUUACACAGUCCAUGUGCUUUGUAUGGGUACAACUUCUCCACAUCGCCUAAACUGGCCUCUAGCCCUGAAAGAGUUCUCUCUUCACAAGGAAGUUUUUUAGGUUCUUCUCCAAGUGGUACCAUGACUGAUCGACAGAUUCUCCCACCUGUGGAAGGUGUACACCUCCUAAGCAGUGCUGGACAACAACAUUUCUUUGACUCUAGAAGUCUUGGAGGUUUAACUCUUCCCUCUUCUCAAGUAUCUGCACAUAUGGUUUAAUGGAAUGCACAUUAGGAAUGUGUCUCCUCCCUUACAAGAACUUGUCUUUCUAUCAUUUAGUAUGUAUAUAUUUUAUAACAAAAUGCACUAAACUUCUCUUUAUUAACUAUG